Molecule: messenger RNA, 2052 nt
Organism: Raphanus sativus (radish)
Lineage: Eukaryota; Viridiplantae; Streptophyta; Magnoliopsida; Brassicales; Brassicaceae
Product: protein NRT1/ PTR FAMILY 5.6-like
Exons: 4
Coding region: 113-1873 (586 amino acids)
Biological process (GO): transmembrane transport; dipeptide transport
Cellular component (GO): membrane
Molecular function (GO): tripeptide transmembrane transporter activity; dipeptide transmembrane transporter activity
Source: RefSeq, a predicted model, not a curated record
UAGAGAAAUCACUUCACAGUUCUAUCUCUCUCUCUCUCUCUCACACACACACACACACACACACACUCCUCCUCAGGAAUCAACUCUUUAUUGUGUUGUUAACUUUGAACAGAUGAAGCCUAAUAAUAUUGGAGAAGAACUUCAAGAUUCGUACGAUGAUCAACAUAAAUGGGUUCUUGAUUCUUCCCUCGACAGCAGAGGACGUGUUCCUCUUCGGGCUCGAACUGGUGCUUGGAAAGCUGCACUCUUCAUCAUCGCAAUCGAGUUCACCGAGAGAUUGAGUUACUUUGGUUUAGCUACAAACUUAGUGGUCUAUUUAACAACAAUUAUCCACCAAGAUCUCAAGACGGCUGUGAAAAAUGUGAACUACUGGUCAGGUGUCACUACUUUGAUGCCUCUUUUUGGAGGCUUUGUAGCAGAUGCUUAUCUUGGCCGUUACACCACUAUCUUGGUUGCAUCCACCAUUUACCUUACGGGUUUGGUCCUUUUAACAAUGUCCUGGUUUAUACCAGGCUUGAAACCAUGUCUCGAAGAAGUGUGCGUUGAACCUAGGAAAGCACAUGAAAUAGCCUUCUUCAUUGCCAUAUACUUGAUCUCCAUAGGAACUGGAGGUCAUAAGCCAUGCCUUGAGAGCUUUGGUGCUGACCAGUUCGACGAUGAUCAUGUUGAAGAAAGAAAGAUGAGGAUGUCUUAUUUUAACUGGUGGAACGUUUGUCUAUGUGCUGGUAUCCUAACGGCUGUGACUUUCCUUGUCUAUAUCGAAGACCGGGUUGGUUGGGGUGUCGCCGGCAUCAUACUCACUACACUCAUGGCUAUUUCACUUCUCAUCUUCCUCAUUGGAAAACCACUUUAUCGUUAUAGGACACCUUCUGGUAGCCCUUUGACUCCUAUGUUACAGGUACUUGUUGCCGCCAUUGCCAAGAGAAACCUUCCUUAUCCUUCAGAUCCUUCUCUGCUUCAUGACGUUUCCAAGGCAGAGUUUACAACUGGCCGGCUUCUCUCACACACAAAGCAUCUUAAGUUUCUUGACAAGGCAGCAAUAAUUGAAGACAACACUCCUCUAGAUCUCCAGAAACAGAGUCCAUGGAAACUUGUAACGUUGACAAAAGUGGAGGAAGCAAAGCUGAUCAUCAACGUGAUUCCCAUAUGGCUCUCCACAUUAGUCUUUGGCAUUUGUGCUACACAAACUAAUACUUUCUUCAUCAAACAAGCAACCAUAAUGGACAGACACAUAACCAGUAACAACAGCUUCACAGUCCCUCCAGCUUCCAUAUUCUCCCUCACUGCUCUCUCACUGAUCAUUUCACUCACCAUCUAUGAUAAACUCAUCGUUCCCUCGCUGAGACGCAUCACACAUAAUCAAAGAGGCAUCAACAUUCUCCAGAGAAUCGGGACCGGUAUGCUUUUCUCCGUUGCAACAAUGAUCAUUGCAGCUCUUGUUGAGAAACAACGAUUGGACCGUAGUGAAAAGAACGAACCAAUGAGUGUGAUAUGGCUAGCUCCUCAGUUCAUAGUCAUUGGCGUUGCGGACGCGUUCACGCUCGUUGGACUUCAAGAGUACUUCUACGACCAAGUCCCUGAUUCCAUGAGAAGCUUAGGUAUAGCGAUUUACCUAAGCGUGUUAGGAGCAGCUAGCUUUCUUAACAAUCUACUGAUCACAGUGGUUGAUACUAUAGCUGAUGAUUUCUCGGCCAAGAGUUGGUUCGGGAAGGACCUGAACAGUAGCCGGUUGGACCGGUUCUACUGGUUCCUAGCCGGUGUAACUGCUGCUAAUAUAUGUGUCUUUGUUUUUGUGGCGAAGAGAUGUCCUUACAAAAGCGUGCAGCCAAACCAAGUCGUUGUCGACUCGUCCGUGUCCGUUGCCGUUGCCUGAAUAAAUAAUUUUUGUUACAAGAAUAGUAACGUUUAUCACUUCUUCUUCGAGGUUUCACAUUGGUCAUCACAUAUUGUAGACUUCAUCCAAUUAUAUUAGGAAAUCUUAUAUUAGUUUGACGAAAACAAAGACAAUGAUUGUUGCUUGAUUUAAGAUAUAUUUUCUGAACAUUUAAUCUC